GGCAGGGCCUUCACGCGGCCUUGCUGAUCCCCGGAGCCCAGGGAAGGAGAAGGAAUGGGCAUAACCAGACAGGGGGCAUCACGAGGGCGCUCAGGCCAGGGCUGAGUCCAGCUCCGAGGCAGUGAGCAAGCCACUCUGCCACUCCGAGCCAGUUCUCCUCUGUGAAACGGACAUACGGAGGCGGUGCCCCACAGCCCGGGGCACAGUGAGUACGUCAAGAACCACCCUCACCAGCACCUUGGCAGCACGCACUAGACCAGUGAUGGCGCACCUUUUAGAGACCGAUGCCCAAGCUGCAACCCAAAACCCACUUAUUUAUUGCGAAGCGCCAACACUACAAUUACACCCAAAUGCUCGGCUGCUGGGGAGAGUUGGUGUGCUACAGGUUCGUCACCACUGCGCUAGACCCUGGGAACGGGGUGUACUCGGAGGGGGAGCACAGGGGCAGGCAGGGGAGGUAGUGCAGGCCCCCGCAUCCCCUUUUAGACUGUGCUUUGCGUCCUGCGAGUACUUGGUGCUUCGACGCAAGGCCCCGAGCAUGCUAGGGAGCGCGGCACCCCAGGCACGCACUCCCUCGCAGGGCACACAGCGAGGGCAGAGAGAAACGCCUUUUCCACGGCCAUAUGCUUGGCUCCCGGGGGUACGCGGAGCACAGCUGGGCCUCGGGAGCACGGAGCACCGAGAGGCCCGAUCCCUCGAGGGUCCCCCACCCCCGUGCGGGCGCGCACCCGGCGGCCCCGAGCGGCGGCGCCCACG
Molecule: messenger RNA, 756 nt
Organism: Chinchilla lanigera (long-tailed chinchilla)
Lineage: Eukaryota; Metazoa; Chordata; Mammalia; Rodentia; Chinchillidae
Product: collagen alpha-1(I) chain-like
Source: RefSeq, a predicted model, not a curated record